UCGACUGUGUCUGUCAAAUGAACUGGCAGACACAAAAAUGCCAAAAUGGCCGAAUUUUGUGGCAUCGUUUUGUGUCUAUAAACGUGUAAAAUCCUAGAAGCCCGUGAAGCCAGACGUCUGUUUUCGUGUUUAAACACGUACUUUUAUGUUUGUUGUAUACCACUUUAUCCCUGAAAUAGAAGAAAAGAAGCUAGCUUCAAGAUGAGUGAAGUCGUCAAGACUGAGGCGCCUUCUACGGAGUCUGAGAUGCCGGUUCCACCAGACGAUGAUAAAACAAAAUUCCCGCCCUUCCCUGAUCCCACUGAUACAGAUUUUGAUGACGAUAUUUUGGAGGAAGAGAGGAGCUUUUAUACAUUGAAAUUUCCAGAUUUAAAUGAGGUUAAAUCUGAACGAUUGCAUUGCACUGCUUGUGAUCGCCACUUGGGGUGCUCUAUGCGGAACGAAACUCGAAUGAGGUCGCACCCUUUGCUGCGUACUCUAACAUGCCACGCAUGUCACACAUUCUAUAACAGUGGAGAGUUUGAAAAGGGGGAUGAUGGCUCAGAACUCUAUUGCCGCUGGUGUGGCCAAGGAGGCCAGGUUUACUGUUGCUCGGACUGCCCUCAUGUAUUUUGUGCGAAAUGUAUAAAGCGAAACUUUGGUAUGCCAAAAAUCAAAGAGAUUGAAAACACUGAUGACUGGAAAUGUUUCAAAUGUAAUCCAAAGUGUCUGUGGGACCUUCGUGCUGUGUGCUGGGCUCUUUUACGCUUUUGUGACCUGCGAAAUAAGCUUAUAUUAACAACUCAGGAUGAAAAGUUAAAACAAGCAUAUCAAGACGCUUCUGCGUUAGAUGACAGCACAUGCUGCAAACACAAAAAAGAAAAAAGGAAGGAGAGAGAAUUAAAGAAAAAAGAGAUGGAGGAAUCGAGAAAAACUGCUGCUACUCUUAAAAUAAUUCCUCCUACUAUUCAGGUGAAGAAAUUUGCUUCAAUCAAUCUCGAUGAAUCCCCUAAAGAGAAGAAGGCUCAGAAGAGGCCAAUUAGUCCAAAAGCAAAGCCUAUACUAAUCAAAACUACUCCAGUAUCAAUGCCUAGCAGAUUACUAAAUCCUGUAGCUAUGCCUCCAAUGACAAAGAAAAUCAGGAUGGUUAAUCCUCCUGUGCAGCCUAUAGCUGCUGUUCGCAUACAGCCGAAAAAUAUUGCCAAUUUGACCUAUGCCCGGAUAAAGCCUAAGCCACCCCAGAUGCCAAUGACCAUUAUAAACAAUAUGAAUAAUUAUAAUGGAUACAAUAAUACAGGAAUCCUAAAUAACAUGCUUGUAAAUGACAAUAUCAAUUUAUCUUUGGAGAAUUUAACUCAGGGUUUGGACAUGUCGGCCGUCGCUUCUUCCUCCAACUUGGCCACCCCUAAUGAUGUGGUCUGCACCCCUGAUUUUCCACUAGAACCGUUAUGUGAGGUAACAGAAGAAAAUAAUGACGAUGAUGUAGAGUGCAUUACUCCUGCCCCUCCACUGGCUCCAGUGAGCAAUAUUCAACCACAAGCUACGUCACGAUAUAAUACAAUGUUCAAUGACUUAUCAAGUGACAAUAUCAUACAAAUGACUGAAAAUGAUGUGACUGUUAAUGCAGCCACUGGUGGGCUUAAGUUUCGGGUGGAUCCUCAAACAUUAUCAUCUAACAAAAUGUAUCGGCUGCCCGACGGGCGCAUAUUUGCCAUCAAUGCUAAUCCAAAUAUGCCAGGAGGGUAUUCUGCUACAAUCGUGGCGUUGACUGACGCCAGUAAAGGCACGCCUAAAGGUUCAAUAUACGCCGCAAAAAUUAAUACUUCACCAAGUGCACAUACGGCGAAAACUCCAUCGCCUACACCUCGAAAAGUAAAUCGUCAGCCUCCUCGUGUACAAAACAAUACAUUAGUGGUAAAACAAAUUGCACAACCAUCAGGUCGAGCAUCAAAAUCUACAAAGGACAAAUCUCCAAGACGUUGUGAUCUUAAUGUACCAAUCGAAUGGUACAGAUACAACUUAAUAGAUGCUGUUGAUGCCUUAGAGUAUUCACUCGCAAGAUUACAAAAAUUGAAAAAGGAAGCUACAACUGUGUUUUUAAGAACGCGCAAUGUCGAUGAAAUGCGGAGUCUUCAUAAGUCGUUAGAUCGAUUGCUCAAUACUUCAGCAACUAGGUUUAACGAAAUACGUGACAAUCUCCAUAAAGAAAUGAAACAAUAUGUAAUUAAGAAAACGGCUGAUGGUAGUGCAGUAAGCGACGAUGACGACGACGUUGAAAUUUUGAAUGAUACCGUUGACGAACCUAUAUUUAUUGACGAAAACUCUAUGGAAUCUAAUAAUGCAAAUGAAAGCCAAGCAAAUCACGAGGUAGACCUCACCGGUGCCGCCAGUAGCGAGCAUAAUGACAGUGGCGAAAAGUCAAUAGAUAGCUUUGAUAGAGAUCCUCUUGAUGAAACUGACCGAACUCGAGUUGAUACCAGUAUUGAUAGUCAGGCAGAUGAAAGUACUAUUACUAAAGAAAAUGAAGACACUGGCCUAAAUUUAAAUGGUGAUAAUGAUAAUAAAUCCAAUGAUUGUAAUGAAGAGAAGGAAAAUGACGAACAGUCAGAUAAAGAUGAAAAUCUCUCGUGCGCAAUUAAUGGUGAUGUCAAAGAUGACGAUGAACAAAAAAAAAGAACUCAACAAGAAAAUGACGAAAUAAAUAAACCCGUAACAGAGGAAAAGGAUAUUAAGAAAGAGGAUGAAGUAAAUGAUAACGAUAAAAAUAUUAGAAAAGAAGAUGAGGAAGAUCAGGGUUCUGAAACAGAUGAAAAAGGUGAUAUUAAAGAAAUGAUAGCAGAUGUCGAUCUCAACGACGACAAAACUCAGGAUACUGAAAUGACUGAAGAGUUGAUUGAGAACUUAUUAAAAGAUGAUACUGGCGGGGGUGAAAGUGACUCUCAAAAUUUAAAUAGCAUGGAUAUUUCGGAUGUGUUUAAUGAAUCAUAAACAUAACUGUUUCCUAUUUAGACAAAAUAAUAAAUAUUUCAUUAUUGGUCAUAUAAAUAAGUCGGUCAAAUGCUAGUUCGAAAUUUUAACAGUGAUCAUUUAUAUUAAGUUAAAAUGUAGGUAAGGUUAUAUUCUUUACUUUGUACUAAAUAAUAUUCUUUAUUUUGUACUGUAAUUUAAAUUAAGUGCUAUUGUGAUUAUUCGUUUCUUAGUUUUUCGUUAUUUUGUAACUCAACGAUGGGUACAUGCCUGGCAGCUCAAUAAUAUAAAUUUAUUCAAUGCAUGUUGUCUAUUAUAAUACAUAACUUCAUUGCAUUUAUACACGAAAUAUCUGGUCUAGGGUUCUGAACGCUGCAGGCCUCAAUUUCACGGUUAGCUCGGUAUCAGCCUGUCUCAUCCCCUCCAUAUAUUUCAAUUUAAUACCAAUGCUCGUCACCGGCGCUCUUUUGGAGUAGGUGGAGAUUCUUGUAUACUAUUACUCAUUUUUACAUGGAGUAAUUAGAUCUCGCUAACCGUAUAAGUAAGCUUCUCUAAAAGUAAAUGAAAUCUAGUGAUGGUGUGUUGUAUCAUUAUGUAUACUUUGAUAGUUAGUACAAAUGCUCGGUUUGCGCGCGUGUAGUGGCAACUUUUCCAGUAUGGAUUAUUUAGUCUAUGGUAUCACUGAAUUGGAAUUAAUUUUCGGAGGAAUGUGGUUUGAUGUGACUGAACCCAUAUGGUUCGGUUUUCGGUCCAGGUUGGAAGGUCAGAUGGCGCUCUGCAAUAUUUGGAACUACUGGGGGGUUAAAAAGGCCACGUCAAAGCAAUUCAUCCAAAAAAGUAAUACUGCUAUUUGACAUUUCUUUGCAUUGCGCACUUUUAUAUGCGCAAAUGUCAAAUUGCAAUAUAAUAUUGCUUUUUUAGAUGAGUUGCUUCGAUGUGGACUUUUUAGCCCCCCUGGUCAAUGUCAAACUUUGGUCAAGAGGCGAACCUUAUUGAGUGUAAAUUGGGUUGAAGAUUAUGUGAUGUUAUCUUAGUAUUUGUAAACAUUAAAUUCAUUCUUUUGCAUAAUGUGAGUGUGUAAGAAUCAUCCAUUCACAGUUUAUGCAUUUUUAAUACUUACGCUAUAGUAGAAACUAUACUUUAUUUACUUAACACCAGCAGCUAGUGUUAACUGGACAACAUUUUUGUUAUGUGUAUGUAACUAGCCUAUAUUUUGUAUAUGUAUGUCAGGUAUGUUGAAAACAAAAAAGUGUACUAGCUAUUUUCGUUCUGGCAUUGAUCGAUUUCUUGUAAGUACAUUUGGCAUAUUGAAUUAUAGCUGUCUAUGUUAAGAAUUAGCUUAGUAAGCAUACUAGACUAUUUUGUAAAUAUUCUUAUAGUCAAUAUACUUUGAUAGUAUAUUAAGGUUAUUCCUUUCAAUGUAAUAAAUUGUCAACAUUU
Molecule: messenger RNA, 4386 nt
Organism: Pectinophora gossypiella (pink bollworm)
Lineage: Eukaryota; Metazoa; Arthropoda; Insecta; Lepidoptera; Gelechiidae
Gene: ADD1
Exons: 9
Coding region: 202-2967 (921 amino acids)
Source: RefSeq, a predicted model, not a curated record